GAUUUGAUCUGACUUGCCAGUAGGUUCUAUUUUCUCAUUUUUUUACCUGGUAAGUCCUUUGAAAUCCAUUUUGGGGUCUCCUGCCCAGAAAUCAUUGGGCAUCCCUGCCUUUUGCCUCCCUGCUUCUCCAGAAGAGACUGAGGCAUUUUUCCUGAUCUAGGUUUAGGUCUAGAGAAAUCCUUAGGGUGACAGGGAUAUGAGGCAGGAAAAGCAGUAGCCACAAAGAGCAAUGGCCCUUUGUCAGGAUGGGGCAAAGGUGAGGGGGAAAAGCCUGAGCCAGGAAGAGGUGGAUAAAUAUUUGUAAGCAUAUGUCCUUCACUGUUUUCAGAAGGGCCAACUGUUUUUGACUGCAGUGUAGAGAAGGUUAGCAUUCAGAUUAGAGAAGCAUCGAGGAAAGGACGUGUUUGGAUCAUCUUAUCGUCUUGUUCCUCUGGCUUGUUUCCUUCUGGAGCAGCAUACUCUGUUUCAGACAUGUUUGGCCUCAGAUUCAUCACAAUACAAGUUGAGUUGCUUCUUUGCUACCUCCUGCUGUACCCUGUGGAUGUUAUUUCAUAUGGAAACCAGACAAAUAUUCCCUCAUCCUUGAGAUCCUGGCCACCUUCCUCAGACCCCUUGUCCUGCCAGACUCUGCUCCCAAAGUCCCUGCCUGGCUUUACUCACAUGCCUCCUCUACCCAAGUUCCUGGUAGCCCUGCCACUGGUGAUCGCCCUGGAGAAAGCUGGUUGCCAGGCUGAUGUCUGGACACUGCAACUUCAGCUGUACCGCCAGGGGGGUGUAAAAGCAACACAGAAACUCAUCCACCAUCUUCAAGAACUCCAGAAAAGCAGAAGCACCGUGAGGAUGGUUUCAGGGGAUGCCCUAUUCUCUGCUCUACAGCUUUUGGCUAGGGAGCGACCAGGCCCACCAAGGGCCCGACGCUCCCCCCGUAUCAAUAACUGUGAGCAGAAGCAGGAGCAAGGUGUGUACAAUAUAGUCCGAUUGUUGCCACAAGUGGGAACCUUCUACAAUCUCGGCACAGCUUUGUAUUAUGCUGCUCAGAAUUGUCCAGACAAGGCCAAGGAACGAGGCCAAGAUGGGGUCAUAGAUAUGGGUUAUGACCUUCUGAUGACUAUGGCUGGAUUGUCCGGGGGACCCACAGGACUACUAAUCAGCGCUGCACUUAAACCUGCAGUGAAGGUUGGGAUUGAACAGUUGACCCAGUAUUUCUAAGUGAAAGAGGCAAACACGGCUCUACCAGCAAUCAGCAGGGAGGUCUUGGGGGGGGGGGGCUUAGGUGUGAGUGACCUGGAAGAAACAACCACCCGGGCCCUUUGGUCUUAGUUCAGCUGCCUGACUAGUACAGGACUUAUUUAAUGGCUAUGACUUAGAUCCUGGGAAUGGCAGUCUUGGGAUAUAAAAGCUGGUGAUCACAGAAUAAAUAAAUCUAAUAUUUUGACAAGCUGUAAUGUGUAUAUGUUCAAAAUCCAAAUCUCUAGCUUGUUAUCAAGGAGGAAGGCAAUGCUGUAAAAUGCAGGAAUUUUUAAGUUUGGGGUUUGGAGUCCGAGGAUUUAGAUUUGAAUCCAGGCUCCCCUUGUAAGAACCUCAGUAAUCACUGACCAGUAACAAUUUUUCUUCAAGCUCAAUUUUCAAAAAUUGUCUGUGAUUAUCAUUUUCACCUGUAUGGGUUUGUGGUAAUUAAAAACGAAACAAUGAACCUCAAGUUCUUAGCAAGGUACUAUCAAU
Lontra canadensis (Northern American river otter) is the source of this 1722-nucleotide messenger RNA. RefSeq names its product apolipoprotein F (gene APOF). Gene Ontology annotation, biological process: cholesterol metabolic process. The transcript is spliced from 3 exons. Lineage: Eukaryota; Metazoa; Chordata; Mammalia; Carnivora; Mustelidae. The record is from RefSeq and is a predicted model, not a curated record.